GGUCUGUCAUCCACAACUCUGAUGUAGUCCAACAAUCUGGCUCCAUCUCCAGCCGUAGUCCGGAACGUCACACCCACAAACACGCUGGAGCGCUGACUGUUGAUGCACUCACUGGCAGGAUGUUUAGUGUUUAUCUUCAAGAUGCGGUAUUUAAAAAAUCUUAUCGACUAACGACACACACACAAACCAUGACGGAAGUGUGUGUUGCGACACACCCACUGAGAGAGCACUCUUCUCAUCCUGCAGCGCGCAAAGACGCGGCACAGUUACGCGUCGGUUUAACCUCAGAUCACAAUGAUUCUCCUGCUAACAUUAUGUGUGUUAUUUUUACGUCUGGAUGGUUUGUCUGGGACAAACUCUACACAUUCACCCAGAAUGAUAUUCACGGACAAAGAAACUACAGUUAAAAGGUCGUCUAUACCUGAACAACACAGACCUGUUCAGAUCCUCCUGGAAGGACAGCCGGAUACUGUCACAGCUGUUGGACACACAUACCUGGAUUCCUACGACUUCCAAAACCCCAAGAAGGCUCCUGUAGAAAGGAAGGUGUUAUGGGAGGACUGCCCCGGCAAUGAUUGCAACUAUAAAAUCACCGUGGUCCACCAGAGGAAAGAUGCUCGCCAAGUGUUUGUUUGUGGAACCGACGGCAGUAAAACACUUUGCUGUGACAUGAAUUCAUUAGAGCCGUCACCCACAUGCAUUCCCUCUGAAAAAAUGAGGAGUAUAUCAGAGACCAUCAUGGAAUUUACCAUUAGGGAUGGUGAACAGUUUGCACUUGUGGAAUCUGAACAAAGUGCAGAUCUCUACAUUACAUACUCUGGAGCUCAAGACUAUGUUGGCAUUUACAAGUUUGGAGAAAAAAGAGUCAGACCAGCGAACAAUAAUAAAGGUUUAGAGCAGUACUAUGUGGGUUUGAUGCUCAGCGGAGGAAGAGACGCUCCCCUACAGGACAGAGUUUAUGCCUUUUAUAGGCAAAAGAACAGAGACAAAGGGCUGUACAGUGAGAUGUGGCUGCCUUUUGUGACCCAAGUUUGCAUGGCAGAUGUUGGUGGACCAAAGAACAACCUGCAGUUUAGCUGGACGUCUCAGAUGCACGCCAGGCUCUUCUGCGGAGACCCCGACAGCAAACAGCAUUUCUCUGAGCUGGUAGAUACGGCCAUUGUGCACGCAGACCGAUGGCAGGACUCCAAAGUCUAUGCACUCUUCAGAAAUGAAUGGGGGAUGAGUGCUGUUUGUGUCUACAAAGUACAAGACAUUGACAAUGUCUUCACAACCUCCCUGUUUAAAGGCUUCACCCCAGACAACCAAAUUGUCCGGCCUCGGGAGUGUGUUCAAGAUAGCACAAAGAUUUCCUCUGACAUCCUGAGGAACAUCGAGAAGACUUCGGAGAUGAAGGAAUGGGUCCAGCCUGAGGGUGCCUCUGGCCCAAUUCUCUUUAAUCAUCACAACUACACUCAUAUCCACAUUGACCGUUCCCAGCACAUGAGGAACAACACGGUUCUGUUCCUGUCUCUGAAUAAUGGAGGAGUUCACAAGGUGAUGCAGAACAAAAACCAAGCCUUCAUCAUUGCAGAGUAUCGACCUUUUAACCACAGAGCGCAUAUUCAAGGCAUCAUCCUACACCCUUCCUCUAGAAAGCUGUAUGUCUACUCCACAAAUGAGCUGGUCCAGCUGGAUGUGGCCAACUGUGGCCGGUAUGGAAACACCUGCCAGGAAUGUGUCUUAUCCAGAGAUCCUUACUGUGGCUGGAACGGCACCCACUGCACCCCUCAGACAACUGGGACUCUGCAGGAUGCUGAAGGGAAUCACGCCAAAUGUCCGUCGCAGUUACAACGUCACGUCCCUGAAAAAGUAUCUAGGUAUUCCAGUAAUGUUCAAGAUCGACACAAGCAGGUGACCAGCAUCACACUUCGCCCUCAGUCAAAGUAUUUCCUGCAGUGCCCAGUGUCAUCCCGCCAUGCCCAGUACAGCUGGCGCAGCCUUCAAAGCUCCACAUCCUGCAGCUCGAGGGAGGAGCAGUGCCUCCUUCUGAUCAACAGCAUGGGACCUGAGCAGGUGGGAACUUACGAAUGUGUGUCAGAGGAGAUGGGUUACAGCAAAGUCCUGGCACAGUACCAACUGCAGCUGGAGAGCAGAGCAGUGGGUCAACUAUCAAGCCCAGUGGUCUGGAUUUGUGUGAUGGUUGUUCUGAUUAAGAAUUUACCCUGGUAGUUCAGAGUAUUAGAGAAUACAGCAGA
Stegastes partitus (bicolor damselfish) is the source of this 2237-nucleotide messenger RNA. Its product is annotated as semaphorin-7A. Gene Ontology annotation, cellular component: plasma membrane. NCBI's taxonomy places the organism in Eukaryota, Metazoa, Chordata, Actinopteri, Pomacentridae. Gene Ontology annotation, biological process: semaphorin-plexin signaling pathway; axon guidance; negative chemotaxis. The transcript has 14 exons. The coding region runs from base 295 to 2211 and encodes 638 amino acids. The record is from RefSeq and is a predicted model, not a curated record. Gene Ontology annotation, molecular function: semaphorin receptor binding; chemorepellent activity.